Arabidopsis lyrata subsp. lyrata is the source of this 1221-nucleotide messenger RNA. RefSeq lists its product as uncharacterized. The record is from RefSeq and is a predicted model, not a curated record. The transcript has 7 exons. Bases 299 to 1033 code for a protein of 244 amino acids. Lineage: Eukaryota; Viridiplantae; Streptophyta; Magnoliopsida; Brassicales; Brassicaceae.
GUGAUGUCGCAAUCAGAUGAAGAAGAAGCCAUCAUCACUCACAGGCGAAUCGCGCCGGGCCCGGAGAAGAGCGUCUUCCUCAUCUCUCUCUCUCUCUACUUCUUCUUCUUCUUCUUCACUUUCUCUCUGAAUCUGCCGUCACAAGGAAGCUUCCGUCUGAUUCAAAGCAAUCUCCACAUGCAUUGUUGUUGUACACUAUACGAGUCUUCUCAAGCUUCGUCUUCCCCUUUUGUUUGAGAAUCGUUUCUAAUUUCCUCCGUCGUCAGUUCACGAUUCUCUCUCUUUCUCUCUGUCUGCAAUGAGUGAUUUCUUCGAUGAGGGGAAGCAGCAAUUCGCAAGUGUUGCAGAUGGGAAUGCACCAGUCAAGUAUCCAAGCUUCAAGCCACCUAAGUCGAGUUUCGGAGAUGGUGGCAAACAUAGCGCCAUUGAUGUUUUUCCACUUCUUGUCAAGGAGGCUGCAUAUCCUUUGAUAGAAGACCGUGGCAUCGAUACUUCACUGGUCCAAGACAUGUGUACUAUCUCAGUCUUACCUGAUGAAGGAAAUACAAUCCCACAAUGCACCUCGCAGUUUACUCUCUUGAGCUUCGUCAAAGCUCUGCUUCCAUCUAAAAAUCAGAUGUUGUUUGAUGCGCAACUGAAUUGUCAGAAAACGCAGAACCGCAUCAAUGUGCUACUGGGAGGUACAGAUUCCUACCAGUCAUGCGUUGUUGACAUAAACGUCGAGAAAGGGAAUGGUGGUGAUACUGUGACAUCCCAUGACGAAGUUGUUGGAAGUGGGAAAUCCGAGAGUGUACAUAUGCAAAAGGUAUUACAGAGACAAGCAAGCUUGAGUACUGACAAAGCUAUCUCCGAGCGAUGCCACGAUGCACCAACAAACAGGUGGAGAAGAUACAAGCGUGCCGCUUCAUUUGAUUCAAGAAAAAUCGUCAUCCUAUUCUCCAUCUUAUCAAGUGUGGGAACAUUGAUAUUGAUCUACCUGACACUGAGAGUGAAGCAAAACGGAGACAACAAUAACAGCUUCAAUCACAUGUAAACUGUAACAUCUCUUUUGGCCUUUUCUCUCCUUUGCUGUCUCGCUGUUUUGAAUCUCUUUCCCAGAACUUGUCUUUUGUUCCAAGUUUCAUAAUGUUGAUAAUAACACUUGCAAAUGCUUAACGCGCCUGUAACUAAACAAGAAGUUAAAAAAGUAAAACAAAAGUAGAAUCAACAGUGCUUAGCAUC